CUCCAAUCUCAAUAUACACGCGCUACGUCACAGGGCUGAGCGACAAGAGGGAUCAUGUGGAGCCUUCAGACAUUUAUUCUUCUCUUUGGUUUGCUAACCUGCUAUAUCAAUACUCUGACUGCAGCUCAAGGAUUAACAUGUUUUAUUUGUGAUGGUGUCGAGACCCCCGACCAGUGUACACAAUUGGAAAACUGUGGCCAGGAUGCGGUAUGUUAUAUGGAACGCUACGUCAGAAAGUUAGACGCAAAAAAGCUAUACCGAGGCGGAUGUAGAAGUAAAACGGUUUGCGACAUUCAAACAUGUUUGUCAGCCAAUCUGAUAGUUGGAAAGCGGGACGAAUCCGCAGGAGUUGCAUGUUCCGAGUGUUGUACCAAACAGCUAUGUAACCUCAAACUGUGUCAUUUCGACGUUGUUAGUGAAGAUGACCCGAACAAGGCCCUCCGAUGCUACAGAUGUGACGAUAUGAUUCAUCCAGAAGCGUGUGGGGUUUCGGACAUUUGCUCAAGGAAUGAACAAUGUCGAGUGGAAGUGUACUUUUCCAACAUUUACCAGGAUGUCCGAUACCAAAGUGACUGCUACCGAACUGCGGAAUGUAACGCAACGCAAGCAUUCAAAAGUUCCGUAACAGAAGUAGGACGACGGAAAAGGGCACAGAGCACGACCAACCUACAGCUUAGGUCUGAAUGUUGUAAUCACUCACUGUGUAACAACUUCGAUCCUUUCAAUAACACGGGGCAUGACAAUGUAGGCAAAAUCGAUUCUUCAAAAGUUAAUUGCCCCACAACACCAGCUACAGCAACUACAACUACACCCACCCCAACGACCACACCUACAACUACAACAACUACGACAACGCCCUCAACUACGACCAUCCCAACAACUACAACAACCACGCCAACAACUACUACCACGCAAACUAUAACUGUAAUUACAACUCCGAAACCAACCACUCCAACAACGACUACCAUGCCGACAACUACCACCACGCCCACAACUACAACCACACCCACAACCACCACCACUCCUUCAACUACGACGUCCACAUCAACGACUACACCUACCUCCACGCCUACAAUAACAACAACGCCGACUACAACUACCACGCCCACAACCACGACCACGCCUACUACAACAACGAUACCAACAACCACGACCAUGCCUACAACAACCACGACUCCUACAACCACGACCACGCCUACAACUACCACAACGACCACGCCUACUACAACAACGACGCCAACAACUACAACCACGACUCCUACAACCACGACCACACCUACUACAACAACGACGCCAACAACCACGACCACGCCUACAACUACCACAACGACCACGCCUACUACAACAACGACGCCAACAACUACGACCACGCCUACAACGACCACGACCACACCUACAACAACCACGCCUACUACUACUACGCUGGUACCGACCACGUGUUACGUGUGUAAUGGCCCUCCGUUUCUGUGUGAGUCCCACGUGAGAGAACAGCGAUGUAAUACAGUUGAUCAGCAGUUCUGUCUCAACAGGUUCGUCAACAACGAUGACGGCACGCGAUCAGUGUUUAGAAGCUGCGGUACGGAGUCCGAGUGUAAGGUACAGUGGCUGGCGGGAACGUCUGACCGACACGAAUGUACUGAUUACGACACGACACAACUACACCUGUACCCAUUCGAAUGCACCUACUGCUGCACAUCAGCCCUCUGCAACCGCAACCUGGUGCCGCCGAAGUCCGACCUGUAUGUCGGACACAAUCAUGGAUGAUGUCAUCGAGAUGAAUGGAUUGAUACUUUUGAAGUUUGAAUAUAAGUUGUAUUGGCAAAUAAAUAAUAUUAUUCAUGAAAGUAAAGUGUGUAGAUCCUCA
Molecule: messenger RNA, 1864 nt
Organism: Pecten maximus
Lineage: Eukaryota; Metazoa; Mollusca; Bivalvia; Pectinida; Pectinidae
Product: mucin-2-like
Exons: 13
Coding region: 55-1764 (569 amino acids)
Source: RefSeq, a predicted model, not a curated record